Messenger RNA from Vitis riparia (riverbank grape), 1694 nucleotides. RefSeq lists its product as uncharacterized. The record is from RefSeq and is a predicted model, not a curated record. Lineage: Eukaryota; Viridiplantae; Streptophyta; Magnoliopsida; Vitales; Vitaceae. The coding region runs from base 102 to 1385 and encodes 427 amino acids. The transcript is spliced from 6 exons.
GCCAUUUUCGGCGGAGGUGGUGGUCGGUCCCUCUUCUGUAAACAAAAAAAAAAAAAGAAAGAAAGAAAGACCCUCUCUUUUCAUCAUCCUCCAAAUCCACCAUGGCCUACAGGAGAAGGCAGGGAAUCACCAGAGCCUCCACCUUCAAGGAGGAGGUUCGCCAUGACGGCGAUGAUCUUUCAUCUUCCUCAUCUUUCUUUUCAUCUUCCUCUUCCUUCUCCGGAUCCUCCUCCCUCGCCUCCCAGGCCAUCCGAGCCUCCGCCGCCCACCGCGACUCCUCCCUCUCCUCCGCCUACGGCGACUCCGCUUUCUCCACCGCCAAUCCUAGCAAAUCCAAGGGCCCUGGCCGCUAUGAGUACACAUCAAUGAACAUUUCAAACGAGUCUAAAUAUGGGUUUUGGGGUGUUCUUGCUCGGAAAGCUAAAGCCAUUCUUGAGGAGGAUAAUGGAUUCCAAAACCUUGAGACCCAAGGCAGAAUGAGGACACAGACCCCAGAUACAUCAACAGGCAGCCAGAACCACCAACCAUAUCAAUCAUCUGAGAACAACAGAAAAAUAGAGAAUCCGAGAUUACGGAAGGGUUUGGAUGCAAUCACAUCCUCUCUUAAUCAUAUCGGUGACACCCUUGGGAAUGCUUUCGAGGAAGGUAGAAAUAUUGUGGAGAACAAGACUGCAGACAUCAUCCAAGAAACUCGCAGACUACAAAUCAGGAGAAAAGGCAAUUCUGAGGAAGCAAAUCAGGCUUCUGGUCUACAAGGCCAAUGGCAACCACCUGCACAACUGCAGCUACGACCCAACCAAGAAAAUCAAAUCAAGGCAUCUCGCGACGUAGCAAUGGCAACGGCUGCCAAGGCAAAGCUUCUUCUUCGGGAGCUGAAAACUGUUAAAGCAGAUCUGGCUUUUGCAAAGGAGCGAUGUGCUCAGCUAGAAGAAGAAAAUAAAAUCCUUAGAGAGAGUCGUGAAAAGGGAGACAACCCUGCAGAUGAUGAUCUGAUUCGCCUUCAACUUGAGACACUUUUGGCUGAGAAGGCUCGUUUAGCCCAUGAGAACUCUGUUUAUGCUCGUGAGAAUCGCUUCCUAAGGGAAAUUGUCGAAUACCACCAACUCACCAUGCAGGAUGUUGUCUAUUUAGACGAGGGAGUUGAAGAGGUCACAGAAGUAUACCCCAUCUCCAAGAUGCUGUCAAUUUCUCCACCCUCACCUACAUCCCCACCCUCACCUCUUGACAUGGACCCUCCUCUCAGCCCACCGGUGACAAAUGAGGCAUCACCUCCCCACACUCCAUCAGAAGAAACUGCGACCGCUGCAGGGAGCCAGGCCCCAUCGAAUUCCACUCCCCCCAGUUCUUCAGCAGAGGACUCAACCAGACAGCCAACCUCUGCCUAAAACUUUAGUCCUCUGUUCUGUUUCCAGCCAAGGUCUAUUGUUAUUGUGUAACAUUAGUUCAUUUUUUUCACCUUUGUCCCUUUUUUCGGAUGGGGGUGUGGGAAGGGAAUUCUUUUUGGUUCCUAAAUUUGUUGUGGUUUUGUGUAUAACCGUUCUGGAUUUGUCAUUGAAUAAUUGCCAGAAUGCAGGUUUUCCAAUGCUUGUUGAUCUGUAAUUGUAAUAGGUAUAUAGACAUCAAGUUUUGAAAGCUUAAAACAUGAAUCAUCUUUGAUUGUUUUCUUUUUUGGGUUUACAAUUGGUUGUUUAGAA